Messenger RNA from Lolium perenne, 687 nucleotides. RefSeq names its product protein neprosin-like. The record is from RefSeq and is a predicted model, not a curated record. NCBI's taxonomy places the organism in Eukaryota, Viridiplantae, Streptophyta, Magnoliopsida, Poales, Poaceae.
AUGAGUGUGCACAACCAUAGACUCAAACCUGGGCAGUGGACUGUGGCUGCAAUUUGGAUUUGUAAUAAAGGAGAUGGUGUUAUAUCAAGCCUUAACUGCAUUGAAGCUGGAUGGCAUAUUUAUCCAAAUCACUAUGGUGACUCAUAUCCUCACUUCUAUACCCAAUGGACGAGAGAUGGAAAUAAUAUAACAGGAUGCAUUAACAUGGACUGCCCUGGUUUCAUAUGGGUGAAUGGCGCCGUUAUAGCUCCAGGUGAUGUUAUACAACCAGUUUCUCAUAUUCCCGGUGGGCAUGUACAGAAUAUUACACUAAGAGUGCUUAAGGACAAAUCAAGUGGAGAUUGGUGGGUGUACUACGGACUCAACAGUGUCCCCACAGGGGUGGGAUACUUCCCGAGGUCAUUGUUCACCUACUUAGCAGAUAAGGCAAGUGACAUGUCUUUUGGCGGUGGGGUGGUUACCAAUAGGGUGGAUCCAAAUCCUCCAAUGGGCAGCGGUUUCUUCCCAAAUGACGGUCAUGGUCAUGCUGCAUCAUUUAGCAACCUUCGAAUCAUUGAUCAGGACGGAAACAGCAAUCCCAUCAUGGUAGACUUACCUAAGAAAGUUACUGAUGAGAAAUGCUACUCCAUUACUGCUAUCAGUAAUGGUGAAUUCCUUUACGGUGGGCCUGGAAAUUGUAUGAAAUAA